AGUCGGAAUCGCCAUCUGGCUCGCGCCGAUGAUCGAUGACACACCCGUGUUCAAGAUGGCGUCGCUCGUUGACAGCUACGAGCAGCAGUACGCCGUUCUCACAGCUGACAUUACCGCGAAAAUCGGGCGGAUUAGGAUCCAGAGUGGCGGUGAGAAAAGAGCCUUUGUGCAGGAUGUCGACCGGCAAAUCGAGGAGGCGCAAGAGCUGCUGGAGCAAAUGGAGCUGGAGGUUCGUGGGAUGAGCGGAGCAGCGCGCGAUCGCCUACGCGGUCGCGUAGAGAGUCACAGAGCGGAACUAAAGCGCUUAACGCAUGAAUUUCAAAUGGCGAAAAAACCAAAGGAGGAUGUCAUGGAGAUCACCGUGGAGGAAUCUUGGGACAAUAAUGUGACGGAGGACCAAAGAAAAAGAUUAUUGGAUGCCUCUGAGAAAAUAGAACGAUCGGGGCGAACGUUACAGAAUGGUUAUCGUAUGGCGUUGGAAACAGAGGAGAUCGGGUCUCAGGUUCUCAAGGAACUCCAUGAACAGCGUGAAACGAUACAACGAAGUAGAGGGAAGUUACGUGAAACAGAUGCGGAGUUAGGGCGGGGGUCUCGAUUAUUAUCGGGAAUGAUCUUUCGGAGCCUUCAACAGAGAAUUAUUUUAGCAGGAGUAGCAUUAGUACUCAUAAUCGUCGCGUGCAUUGUGAUAUACUAUAGUUUUAAGAGUUAAAGGACAGUUGUUUCAUCGGCCAGAUCCACUAGAUGUGGUUUGGAAGUCAUAUUUAUUAUCAGACUUCAAAAUGUUAUUUCUAUCAAAUUGCGAGGUAAUUAUAUCGUCUAUCCAACUCUUUCGAACUUGAUUGAUCACAUUUUGCCUCAGAGAACAUCAGUCUUUACACUUAUUCCUUCAAUUUCAUCAGCGUUGGAUAUGAUCUCUUAUGCAAAGCCAAUAUCUCAAAUGAACAAACAAAACUUUAGCAAAAUGUGUCAUCAAACAAGAACAAAAGACCAUUUAAUGUUAUGUAAAGUCUUGUAUAAAAAAAUAUUGACCCAUCCUCGUAAGGUAAUUUUUAAAACGGUUUCACGAUUCUUUAUCAUUUGCGAGUCAAAGUUGAUUCUAACUCAAACUAUAUAUCGCAUGCGAUUAUCAAAUGCGUUAUUUUCAAGUACGUUGAAAAGGAUCGUAAAACCGUUUGAAUAUUGUUAUCCGAACGGUAUUCAUCGGAAUCAUCGGUUAACAUUGCCCUGCGUUCGAGUUUCCAAAGAUAUUCCGAACCACAAUAUAUUCAACAAGAAAUGUAUUUAUUAAGUCAUAUUCAAGGUUUUUUCGACGUUGCGUGCGCCGAUUAUCGGGCACAUUUUGAAAUAUUACCCUCUUCAGGGUAAUAUUCAAGGAAAUAUUACUUGUUCAAAUUAAAAACUACGUGUACUUGUUGUAAUUUUGACCUGAGCCGUAAUAUCGGGUGAGUUCAUUGCGAUGGACUCUACCAGUUAAAAAUGCAUUCUAUAAUUCAUCUCUUACAUGAGAAUAACAACAGUCAUUGUGUACAUUAUUGAAGUAUGCGUGGAUAAGGAUCGAACUGUAAAUACAUCCAUCACCAAAAAUAUCAAAGGAUGCUUGUAAUUGAAAGAAAGAGAGAAACUAGACGCGCCUAAUAAUAACUCCUUUUAUUA
Molecule: messenger RNA, 1653 nt
Organism: Solenopsis invicta (red fire ant)
Lineage: Eukaryota; Metazoa; Arthropoda; Insecta; Hymenoptera; Formicidae
Gene: Vti1a
Product: vesicle transport through interaction with t-SNAREs homolog 1A
Exons: 4
Coding region: 29-709 (226 amino acids)
Biological process (GO): vesicle fusion with Golgi apparatus; macroautophagy; retrograde transport, endosome to Golgi
Cellular component (GO): endoplasmic reticulum membrane; Golgi apparatus; SNARE complex
Molecular function (GO): SNARE binding; SNAP receptor activity
Source: RefSeq, a predicted model, not a curated record